Messenger RNA from Puccinia graminis f. sp. tritici CRL 75-36-700-3, 3125 nucleotides. RefSeq lists its product as uncharacterized. The record is from RefSeq and is a predicted model, not a curated record. NCBI's taxonomy places the organism in Eukaryota, Fungi, Basidiomycota, Pucciniomycetes, Pucciniales, Pucciniaceae. The transcript has 9 exons. Gene Ontology annotation, cellular component: cytoplasm; nuclear membrane. Gene Ontology annotation, molecular function: small GTPase binding. Gene Ontology annotation, biological process: protein import into nucleus. The coding region runs from base 55 to 2919 and encodes 954 amino acids.
UCACAGCACCACAACAUCAUCACCAUCACCACCAUCAACAGAAAAACCACGAGGAUGGCCGAACUGAUCAACGAACUCACUCAGUAUCUAUCAGCACUCUACACAAACCCAGACCCAAGCAUCAAAUCGAACGCAAACCAAUGGCUUCAAUCAUUCCAGAAAACGGAACAAGCUUGGGUUACAUCGGACGUCAUACUCAAAACACAAGAGGCCCCGAUCGAGUGUAAACUAUUUGCUGCUCAAACUUUUCGUGCCAAGAUCACCUUUGACCUCGAUCAACUGCCAGAGCCGCAUAGACUACAGCUGAGAGACUCGCUCUUAACGGCCCUCAGCCAGGAUUCGAUCAUUUCCUCCAAAAUCAUCCUCGUCCAGCUCUGUCUAUCUCUGGCCGAUCUGGCAUUACAACUUCCUGCAUGGCCAACAGUCGUCACCGAUCUCAUCGAAAAGUUUGGAAAGAACCCUCAAACCGUGCCAAUCUUACUCGAGUUCCUCACCGUCUUCCCUCAAGAGAUCGUCGGUAAUCAAAAGAUCAAAAUUCUCAAUCAAUGGAGUACACCUGAGAUCGCUCAACUCGUCCCAAAUACCCUCUCGAUGUAUCUGGGAGCUCAAGGUAUCACGACGGCCAUCAAGACACAAAUCUUCCAUUGCUUGAGCUCUUGGUUGAGGGCAGGAGAAAUUCAAAGUAGCUCAGCAGGAACUGAAUUCAUCCUCGGAUGUGCUUUCUCGGCGCUAGAAGAUGAUUCACUAUUCGAAGCGGCGGUGGACUUUAUUGUCGAUCUGAUUCAUGAGACUCAAGAGAUUGAAGAAAGCAUGCCGGUCAUCCAACUGCUCCUAUCCUUCCUGAUUGCCCUUCAACCCAAACUCACUCAAGACCGAGAUGAUCCAGAUAAGAUGCGUGGCUACUGUCGAAUCUAUGUCGAAGCUGGAGAAUGGUACACCCCAUUGAUCCUCCGUCAUCCUGAAACUUUCUUGCCGAUCGUCCUUGCCAUUCGUUCGUGCUGUGAUUACGACGAUCUCGAAGUGGUCGGGAUCACCUUCAACUUUUGGUAUCGGCUCUCCAAGGGACUCCAUCGCAAGAGAGAAGAUGCCAACGCCAAGCCACUGCUAGAAGUCUAUUCCAGUCUCGUAGAAACUAUAAUCCGUCAUCUUCACUAUCCCGAUGAUCCCAGCUCUCAGGUCGGCCAAGAGGCCGAUGAUUUCCGUCGCUUUCGGCACGACAUUGGCGACACCCUCAAGGAUUGCUGCUAUGUACUUGGCGCCUCAGUCUGUCUCAAGAGGUCUUAUGACAUCAUUGUUCAAGCCCUGUCGAGCAGCUCCAACGUCAAAUGGCAGGACAUCGAAGCACCCCUAUUUUCGAUGAGAACCAUGGGCGCUGAGGUGGAUCUUAAAGAAGAUGGGAUCCUGCCAAUGAUCAUGGACAUCAUCCCUAGACUACCCGCCCACCCUAAGAUCCGAUAUGCUACUAUUCUUGUACUCUGUCGCUACACCGAAUGGACUAACUUUCAUCCCGAUGGAAUCCCCUUUCAACUCCAGUAUAUCUCUUCUGGAUUUGAAGAUCCUGCCCAAGAAGUCAGACUGGCAGCAGCCCAAGCCAUGAAAUUCUUGUGUCGGGAUUGCUCCCAGCAUUUGGUCACUUAUCUUCCUCAAUUACAUUCGUUUUAUCAAAACAUGAGCUUAACUCUUGGUCAGGAUGAUAUGAACGAAGUUUCUGCAGCCAUUGCACACAUCAUCGCUGGUCUUCCAGCCCCUCAAGGCGCUGCCGCCAUGUCCACAUUCUGUAUGCCUCUUGUUGAAGGACUGCACAAUGUUGCGGUCAGGAAGCAAGCACCCACUAAGCAAGUACAACAAAAUGUUGCAGAUCUUCUGGAGCGCCUGGACACAUUCCUAUCGAUUAUUAACAGGCUGGAAGGUGAUCUACCGGCGGACUGUCUCAAGACAAUGGGCGAGAUCUGGACAGUAAUAUCUGAGAUCCUUGGACAAUAUGGGAGCAGCAUCAAGCUCUCGGAGCGAAUCUGUGCGCUAAUCCGACGCGGGCUGACGUUCUAUGGCCCAGGCUGUCUGCCUCUCAUCGGCUCGGUCUUGGAGAAGGUCACCGCUGGAUUCGAGGCCUCCGGUUGCUCCAGUUAUCUCUGGAUCACUUCCAAGGUCAUCACCGCUUUCCCUGAACUCACCGAUCCUAACUUCCUCUCUGCUAUCAAACUUGCCUUUGAACGGCAGAGUAGUCGGGUAUUCCCUCUGACCAGCCAGACCGAUGCAUCCUCAAUCUCUGAUGUGAUUGAUGAUUACAUACAUCUUUUGUCUAGCUUGAUGGAUAACCAACCCGAGAUUCUGAUACCUUCGAGCUGUUUCCACCAAUCCUUCCCGUUGGUGCUGACCAGUCUUGAGUUUGUCGAUCCCGAGCCGGUGUUCACGAGUCUGAACUACGUCCGACAGAUCCUGGGGCACUCGAGCUUAGAGCUACAGGCGGCAGCCUCUUCGUCAUCUGGAGCUGGGGGGAAGCCUGGAUCGACGACGAGCAAGCCUGGGUCGAGUCAGAUGGCCGUUCCGGUCGCUCCCGCGGGUUACGAUGUCUUUGCACAGUCGAUCAAUCAAGUCGUCUCUCAGAACGGAUACUUGCUCUCUGAGGUCUUGCUCAGGAGAACCCUCACUGACUUUCCCGAAGAUUCCCUCUCCACCGUCAUUAUCCUGUUCAGGCUUUUGGCCGACUUUUUCCCCACUCAAUUGGCAACUUGGGUCCCUUCUGUCGUCGAACGAUUAUCCCCUAAGGUCGCUACUAUCCCUGAUCGAGAAAAAUUCCUUGUGGCUUUCAAACAGGCGUUGGAACAAAAUCGAUCCGAUUUAGUGAAAGAAUCUAUACUCGGUUUAGUCAAAAGUUCAAAACGUGAACGAGCUCGAGAAAGGUUCACAGAAGAUCGUUAAGAAUAAUUAAAUAGCCCAAUCUUAUCCAUUCAGUCAAUACAAAAAAAAUCAAAAACAAGGGGGGGUUUCUUUUUUAUCCAUUGAUUGAAUUGUGCAAAAGUUACUAUCUUUUAGAUAUCUGAUAUCUAAACAAAUUAUAAAGAAAUAUGCAUCUAAAAUUUAUUGGCAAUGGAAUCUGAAACAAAAAAUGAAUCAGAUCCAACAAA